Molecule: messenger RNA, 1423 nt
Organism: Arabidopsis thaliana (thale cress)
Lineage: Eukaryota; Viridiplantae; Streptophyta; Magnoliopsida; Brassicales; Brassicaceae
Product: F-box and associated interaction domains-containing protein
Exons: 1
Coding region: 1-1167 (388 amino acids)
Source: RefSeq, marked reviewed
AUGAUGAUUUCCGAUCUUCCACACGAUUUGGAAUCGGAAAUACUCUCUAGGGUUCCGGCGAAGUCCCUAGCAAAAUGGAAGACUACUUGCAAACGAUGGUAUGCUUUAUUCAGAGAUCCGAGUUUCGUCAAGAAGAACUUUGAUAAAGCAGGAGGAAGGGAAAUGAUAGUACUGAUGAAUUCUAGGGUUUAUUCAAACAGCGUCAAUCUCCAAGGGAUUAACAAUAGAUUUGAUCCAAGUAUGGAGGUUACAGGUAAACUCAUCAAGCUAAAUGAUUCAAAAGGUGUCGAUAUUUCUGCUAUCUUUCACUGCGACGGUUUGAUAUUAUGCACUACGACGGAAAGCACUGGACUUGUGGUUUGGAACCCGUGUACCGGUGAAAUUAGAUGUAUCAAACCCAGAAUAUUUUACCGGUGUAAUGAUAGGUAUGCUCUUGGUUACGGAAACAGCAAAUCUUCUUGCCAUAGCUACAAAAUCUUGAGGUCUUGCUGUUAUUACGUCGACCAGAACCUCAGCCUCAUGGCUGCUGAGUUUGAGAUCUAUGACUUUAGCACUGAUUCUUGGAGAGAUCUUGGUGACAUCACUCGUGACAUGAUCGUAUAUUCCAGUGGCGUGUCUUUGAAAGGAAAUACUUACUGGGUUUCUGGAUCUAAAGAAAAAGGUUUUUUCAUGCGGUAUUUUGAUUUUAGCAAAGAGGUAUUUGGGCGUCUCCCUCUUCCAUAUCAGAGUUUUAAUGCUAACCAUACCGCGGCUCUAUCAGCUGUUGGGAACGAAAAAAUCGCCGUGUUGCAACAAAAAAUUCUUGCAAUGUCAGAUGAGAUGAGGAUUUGGGUCACCAAUAAGAUUGAUGAGGCCAAAGACUUGUCGUGGAGCAACUUUCUCUUAACAGUGGAUUAUGGUAAAUUUAAUUUACCAUGUCUAGUGAAUGUGACAAGCUUCUUGUUGGACGAGGAGAAUAAAGUGGCAGUGUGUUCUGACGUAGACACGAAAGAUGGACUUAGGAGCAGAAUCUACAUUGUGGGAAAGGAUUUCUAUAAAGAAGUUUUUAAAGAUACAAGGGGAUCAGAUAACAAUUGGCCACUUCUCCUCUGUUAUGUUCCUAGUUUGGUUAGCAUUCAGGAAAAUAUACCCAACAAGGCAGAAGAAAAUGAAAUCAAAGGAGGUUAGUCAAUUAUUUUCUAUUUAGUUUAGAAACACGAAGGAACUGGAUGAAGUUUUUCACAUGUCCUUCUUUUACUUUUGAAAUUGGACGGUUGGUUUAUUGAUCUUUACACAAAUACAGUAAUGUUCUGCUUAUAUGUAUCCACUUUCACAUCAUUUGAUGGGUCGUCUUGGAGAGAGAAUAUCAUCAGGUAAGUAGAAUCUUUAUUCAGUGAAACCAUUUAAUCACAACUAUAUAUUUAAGAUGGUUAAUCUCCUGAUC